GACCAAUGAAAGCGAAUUAAACAUUAAGCGUGGACAGUCAUGAUUGGUUCAAAACGUAUUUAAAAUUUUGAAAUCUGCUGCAUGAUAAAAGCUGUCGUCUGUUAUCUUAUCUUAUCAAUUACUGCUCUUUCUGGUUGCACUACCGUUUGUUCACGAAAAUUGUUGCCGUUAAUGUAGUCAACAGUGUCGUCAUACUUCUUUGUACACACGGUGAUUAACAAUUUUUCGCAAUUUCGUGCCUGUAAUUUUUUUUUCAGCGUGAUUGAUUCACUUUAAAAUAUUAGACGUACGUAAUUCAGAAUGAAUUGGCUGAAAAAAUUAGAUUUUUUUUUCAGAAAUGACUCAUUAUGUUCAAGGAAGUUUUCUGGUGCAAUGGUCCAUUGUGCAAAAAUAGAUAAAAUAUUGAUUGCCAACAGAGGAGAGAUAGCUUGUCGCAUUAUAAAAACAACUAAAAAGCUUGGCAUUAAAACUGUAGCGAUUUACAGCGAUGCAGAUAAAAACUCUCUGCAUGUUGAAUGUGCCGAUGAAGCUUAUUAUAUUGGCUCAGCACCUUCAGCUGAAAGUUAUUUAAAACAAGACGCAAUUAUAACUACAGCACAAAAAGCUCAAUGUCAAGCUAUUCACCCUGGGUAUGGUUUCCUGUCAGAAAAUACAGAGUUUGCGGAAUCGUGUCAAAAGCAAAAUAUAAUUUUUAUUGGUCCAUCUGCUAAGGCUAUCAGAGAAAUGGGAAUCAAAAGUACAUCCAAGAAUAUCAUGAUUAAGGCUGGAGUACCAGUUAUCAGAGGAUAUCAUGGCUAUGACCAAUCUGAUUCAACAUUAGUAAAAGAAGCUACAAAUCUUGGUUUCCCACUGUUGAUCAAAGCUGUUAGAGGUGGUGGAGGUAAGGGUAUGAGAAUUGCUUGGAGAGAGGAAGAAUUUUUCCAAGCUUUGGAGUCGGCCAGAACUGAAUCUUUAAAAGCAUUUGGAGAUUCGUCCAUUCUUCUAGAGCAGUAUAUUACUAGACCAAGACACAUUGAAGUACAAAUAUUUGCUGAUACCUAUGGAAAUGUAGUUCACCUAUUUGAAAGAGACUGUUCUAUUCAGCGGAGACAUCAAAAAGUCAUUGAAGAAGCUCCUGCGCCUGGAAUCACUCAAAAACUACGAGAAGAGCUUGGCGCAACUGCUGUUCGAGCAGCUAAAGCAGUUAACUACGUUGGUGCUGGAACAAUUGAGUUUAUAAUGGAUCAGCACACCCAUAGUUUUCAUUUCAUGGAAAUGAAUACCCGUUUACAAGUGGAACAUCCAAUUACAGAGAUGAUCACUGGAAUAGAUCUUGUAGAAUGGCAGCUGAAAAUUGCAUCAGGAGAAGAGCUGCCACUAAAACAAAAAGAUAUUAAACUCAAAGGUCAUUCUUUUGAAUCUCGCAUAUAUUCUGAGAAUCCUAAUGACAGAUUCUUACCAGGUGCUGGAAAACUUGAGUAUUUAACACUACCCUUGGAAUCUGAAAAUGUUCGUGUCGAAACAGGUGUCCGUCAAAAUGAUGAAGUAUCUGUUUAUUAUGAUCCACUGAUAGCAAAACUAGUUAUUUGGGGAAAAGAUCGGAAGGAGGCAUUGAAUAUCAUGAAAUGUAAACUUUCAGAAUGUAACAUUAUAGGAGUAGACACCAACGUGGAGUUUAUUAAAGAUAUUUUUAAACACCCAAGAUUCCAAAAUGCCGCAGUUCAUACAGGUUUCAUCGAAGAACACUGUACAUCAUUGUUUUCUGAGAUUCCAGUACCAGUUCAAAUCAUAGCAAAGGGCUCACUAGGCCUAAUACUUUGUGAAAAAUUAGAUUUAACUCGGUUUUCUACUAGGGCUGAUAGUCUACUUCAUCCAUUCACCAUAAAAACUGGGUUUCGGCUAAAUCAUACUCUUUGUAGACGAAUUCAUUUCUUUGUGGGUAGUAAAAAGUUUUUCGUUGAUGUUAAAUAUGUAAAAAAAGAUAGUUAUGCAAUGAGAAUAAAUAAUUCUGGACCAUGGAGAAAAGUAACUGGCUUAUUGAAAAAAAAAGAAUUUGUUUUGGAACUUAAAUCGGACAUUGAUGGGGUGAUAGAGAAAACUAGACUGGUUAAAAUAAAGAACGAUUUGCACAUGUUUACUCACGACAGAAAAUGGAGUUUACUUAUGCCACAUACAGAAUUCUGUGACUACGUAUCAAAUCAAACGUACAUAGAAUCUACAGCAACUAUUAGUCCAAUGUCAGGAAUAGUUGAUAAAAUACUUGUAAAAAAAGGAGAUAACGUUACAGCUGGUGAUCAACUACUUGUAGUUAUAGCUAUGAAAAUGGAGUAUUCAAUAGCAGCCACAUCUAAUGGAGUUGUAGAAGAUAUUCUUUGCAAUGUUGGAGAUUAUGUCCCAAAAAGUAAACUAUUGAUUAAAUUCCGAAAUAACGAAGACACGUAUCGUUAACGAAAUUUCAACGUGCUGAUAUCAGGUGAUAAAUUAUGAAAAAAGUGAAAAAUUAGAAAUAUUUUUGGGACACUAUUUUUAUAAAAAU
Copidosoma floridanum is the source of this 2515-nucleotide messenger RNA. It is a transcript of the gene Mccc1, whose product is annotated as Methylcrotonoyl-CoA carboxylase 1. Lineage: Eukaryota; Metazoa; Arthropoda; Insecta; Hymenoptera; Encyrtidae. Gene Ontology annotation, cellular component: mitochondrion. The record is from RefSeq and is a predicted model, not a curated record. Gene Ontology annotation, molecular function: ATP binding; metal ion binding; methylcrotonoyl-CoA carboxylase activity.